AUGAUAUCACAGCACAUGCCCAAUGACAGUAUUAUAGUCCUCACACCAAAUGGCAUCCAGUUCCCCCAAUCUCAGAAACCCAACACCCCCAACCAGAAACCGGAGAAUCUGAUGAAAUGUCUAAAGACAGAGAUCCAAGUUUUUGGGACUAUACAGAUCCUAUGUGGAUUGAUGGUAUUGAGCUUGGGACUCAUUUUGGUAACUUCUUUCUUUUCUGCUCAAUACACUCCAGUAUUCUCCAACCUGCUGAAAGUAGGUUAUCCAUUCUUCGGAGCCUUCAGUUUUAUCAUCUCUGGAUCUUUAUCUAUCAUCACGGAGAAAAAGUCAAUUAAGUGUUUGGUUAAAAGCAGCCUGAUUGCAAACAUCUUAAGCUGUUUAUGUGCUGUAGUGGGUUUCAUUCUCCUCUCUAUCAGCCUAGCUGGUUUGGACCAUGCCUCACAGAUUUGUGAAGUAGACAAAGAGAUUAAUCCAACUGGAAAUUAUUAUCAUUCUGAUAAUUGCUCCAUGGCCACCACCAGUGUGACUCUGGUCCAGUCUUGUAUGAAGGAUGUUUUAGAACAGAAACAGUGGAACUCAAGUGAUAACGGAGUGUUGUCUCUGAUGCUGAUUUUCACUGUGCUGGAGUUCUGUCUUGCUGUGCUUGCAACGGUGCUAUGGAGGAAACAUAUUUACUCUGGCUUCUCUGGGGUGAGUAUGCUGGCUGGAUUCAUUGAGAUUGCACUCAAUAUUGGAACUAACAUCAUUAGCACAGUGAUUUCAAGCAUUGGAAUAACUCUUCUCUCAGUGAAUUUAUGUGACCUAUUAUUCUUUAAAUGCUCAGUCCCUGACGAGUGUUUACUGGCUAUCCCUUUUACAACUGUUUCUGCAGUAAAUUGUUUGAACAGAUCAGAUGCUGAAGGUCCUUAUCAAGACAUAUUGACUCAACCUGCAGUUUAUGAAGACUUACAGCUGCAAGAUACACAUACAACUGAUAAUGAUCCAUAA
This is a messenger RNA of Chrysochloris asiatica (Cape golden mole), 984 nucleotides long. Its product is annotated as membrane-spanning 4-domains subfamily A member 6A-like. Gene Ontology annotation, cellular component: trans-Golgi network; plasma membrane. The transcript has 8 exons. Lineage: Eukaryota; Metazoa; Chordata; Mammalia; Afrosoricida; Chrysochloridae. The record is from RefSeq and is a predicted model, not a curated record. Bases 1 to 984 code for a protein of 327 amino acids. Gene Ontology annotation, biological process: cell surface receptor signaling pathway.